AUGUCACAAGCUCGGAAUCCCUUGCCCAUUACGCCUUCUGUAAACACGGUAAUGCUCGAACCACAGCUACUGAUGACAGUACUGCGUGAUCUUUCUACUAGUCUAUUGCAAUACUUCGGCCGUCCUGUCCGGCUCGUGGUCCACGGUGGCGUUGUCAUGGUCCUCCAUCCGCAACUUGCUUGCAGGAAAAGCACACGCGAUGUCGACUAUAUUCAUCGCUCGUUCGUCACGGAGUGGAAACGUAUGGGAGUGUUCGAUGCAGAUGCUCGAUUGCAGCUGUGCAUCGCUGCCACGGCCUCGAAGUUCGGUCUGGGCGCGGACUGGAUGAACGCUGCCGCCGAUGCCGCCCUUCCUUGGGCGAAAAACUCAAAGGGCGAGUGGUACGAUCCCGUAUGGACCGACGCCACAAGCGCCUCAAACAUGCAAAUCAAUACCUUCUUCAGAUCCCCUGGUCUGAUUCUAGUGGGCGUAAGCUGGGGAUGGGCGGUGGCUUUGAAGCUUGUCCGGUACGCGAAGAGCGACCCGCACGACAUUGCGAGCAUUCUCCGUCUCGGACAACGCCACCGCCGUGUGCAAUGGACGCGCCACGUCCUGGAAGGCUGGCUGAAAAGUGUAUGUGGCGCGAUGGGAUAUUCUUCGUAUCCUCCUGGGGCCAUGGACGCUUUACGAGAUAGGAUGCAGGACGCCAUUGAGCUUUCGGAACAUCUUUGCUGA
Molecule: messenger RNA, 714 nt
Organism: Laetiporus sulphureus 93-53
Lineage: Eukaryota; Fungi; Basidiomycota; Agaricomycetes; Polyporales; Laetiporaceae
Exons: 2
Coding region: 1-714 (237 amino acids)
Source: RefSeq, a predicted model, not a curated record